Drosophila hydei is the source of this 522-nucleotide messenger RNA. RefSeq names its product sarcocystatin-A-like. The coding region runs from base 62 to 421 and encodes 119 amino acids. NCBI's taxonomy places the organism in Eukaryota, Metazoa, Arthropoda, Insecta, Diptera, Drosophilidae. The record is from RefSeq and is a predicted model, not a curated record. Gene Ontology annotation, molecular function: cysteine-type endopeptidase inhibitor activity. The transcript is spliced from 3 exons.
UUCAGUCUAAAGUUGUGCUUUGCGUGCAGCUCAACGGAAAUUUCGAAAAAUAAAAUAUAAAAUGUUCUCUAUGAAAAUCAUUUUUAUUUUCGGCUUGGCCUUGACAGUUGUUUCGGCCGGCAUUCGCGGUGGCAUUAAGGAGCUCUCUGGCGAUGAUCUUAAGGAAGCCGAGGAAACCCUAAACAAUUCACUGACCAAAUUGGCUAGCGGCGAUGGACCCAACUACAAAUUGGGCAAAAUUAUCAAGGCAACGCGCCAAGUUGUUUCGGGCAGCAAAUAUGUCUACGACGUGGAGCUGAUUGAGGACAGCAGCACGAAGAUUUGCAAUGUGGUGAUCUGGUCCCAGCCAUGGCUCGAGAACGGCAUCGAAGUGACCUUUAACUGUCCCGACGGACAAGUUGUCAAGAAGCACAGCGCCUAAGCAACCCACAACCAAACACCUUGAAUAUCAGCUUUACAAUAAAGAAACGAAACAGAAAAAAAUUGAUAUAGAUAUGUAUUGCUCGAUAAUGACGCAAGCGA